This is a messenger RNA of Ricinus communis (castor bean), 643 nucleotides long. Its product is annotated as histone H2AX. Gene Ontology annotation, molecular function: protein heterodimerization activity; DNA binding; structural constituent of chromatin. The transcript has 2 exons. Gene Ontology annotation, cellular component: nucleosome. The coding region runs from base 81 to 506 and encodes 141 amino acids. The record is from RefSeq and is a predicted model, not a curated record. Lineage: Eukaryota; Viridiplantae; Streptophyta; Magnoliopsida; Malpighiales; Euphorbiaceae.
CAUAAUCUCUUCAUUCACAUCUACAGACACGACUCACAAAUUAUUUCAUUCUCUCGCUUUCAAUUCAAAAUCAAAUCAAAAUGAGUUCUACGGCAACUAAUACACCAAAGGGAGGCCGAGGCAAGUCCAAGGCCAAAGCAGUGUCAAGAUCAUCGAAGGCGGGUCUCCAGUUCCCAGUUGGUCGGGUCGCUCGGUUUCUCAAGAAAGGAAGAUAUGCUCAGAGAGUCGGGUCUGGAUCCCCUGUGUACCUCUCUGCUGUUCUUGAGUACCUUGCUGCUGAGGUAUUGGAGCUUGCUGGGAAUGCAGCAAGAGAUAACAAGAAGAAUAGAAUAAUACCAAGACAUAUUCAGCUUGCAGUUAGAAAUGAUGAGGAAUUGAGUAAGCUGUUAGGUGCCGUGACUAUUGCUAGUGGUGGAGUUUUGCCUAAUAUUCAUCAGAAUUUGUUGCCUAAGAAGUCUGCGAAAGGCGGCAAGGGUGAAAUUGGGUCUGUUUCUCAGGAGUUUUAGGCUUUCCAAAUGUACGUUAUUUUUUAUCUUUAUCAUUCGGGAUAUAGAUGGGGCUGUUGAUAACAUGUAGUGAAGUUACCUUUUGACUUGUAAAUCUCAUUUUGGACACUAUGGAAUGACAAUUUAUAUUUUGUGUC